AUGGCGUCGCUCGGGGUCCCGGGAAAUUGCUCCGUGGGCUUUCAGCGGGGGUUUUUAUCGCCGGCCGGGGUGUGCCUGGCUGCGGCUCGCCUCUCCUCCGGGACCGUAAAGCUGCUGCCGUGGAGCGACUGGCCGAAUGCAGCCACCGAGCUGGCGGGCGGCGCUGUAGCGCCCGGGCCGACCCUCUACGUUGCAGUCAUUCUAUCUUCGACGGAGCGACUCGUUGGCCCGGGCGGCGCCAUUCUAUCUUCGACGGCGCGACUCGUUGGCCCGGGCGGCGCAUGCGCUGAGCCUUCCCUCCCGCAAUCUUCAACCCCCUGCCCUCUCUGUCUUCUCUGCACUUGGAGCAGCUCUUCUGCCACAGCCCCUCAUCCCCUGAAAAUGUACAUCUGCGCCAAGUUUGUCUCCACUCCCUCCUUGGUCAGGAGCACCUCUCAGCUGCUGAGCCGACCGUUGUCUGCAGUGGUGCUGAAACAACCCCAGGCACUGACAGAUGAGGGUUUCAGCAGCUUGACAGCCCCGCAUUCCCUGACUUCACUUAUCCCUAGUCGCAGCUUCCAAACGACCGCCAUCUCAAGGGACAUCGACACAGCAGCCAAGUUCAUUGGUGCUGGGGCUGCCACAGUCGGAGUGGCUGGCUCUGGAGCUGGGAUUGGGACUGUGUUUGGGAGCCUCAUCAUUGGUUAUGCGAGGAACCCUUCUCUGAAGCAGCAGCUCUUCUCCUACGCCAUUCUGGGCUUUGCCCUCUCAGAAGCCAUGGGACUCUUUUGCCUGAUGGUGGCCUUUCUGAUCCUCUUCGCCAUGUGAAGGAGCCGUCUCCACCUCCCAUAGUUUCUUUUUCCUGUCGUCUGCCCUAAAUGUUCCUUGCCCUGUACCUCUCCAGGCAGCCUGGGGAAAGUGAUUGACUCAGGGUUUGACAGCGGAAAGACAAAAAAAUACUGUGUUAAUAAGAUGUUUCUUGA
Messenger RNA from Trichechus manatus latirostris (Florida manatee), 962 nucleotides. It is a transcript of the gene ATP5MC2, whose product is annotated as ATP synthase membrane subunit c locus 2. Gene Ontology annotation, biological process: proton motive force-driven ATP synthesis; proton transmembrane transport. The record is from RefSeq and is a predicted model, not a curated record. The transcript has 6 exons. Gene Ontology annotation, molecular function: proton transmembrane transporter activity. Bases 1 to 807 code for a protein of 268 amino acids. NCBI's taxonomy places the organism in Eukaryota, Metazoa, Chordata, Mammalia, Sirenia, Trichechidae.